UUUUUUUUUUUUUAAUUAUAAAAAAUAAUUCAAACUUUGAAAGUCAUUAUGAAAUUAUUUAAUGACGAAAAAAGAAAAAGUAUGGAUUAUCCUACGACAUAUCGUCAUGAAAUUCUGUUGCAGAAAUUAUUUUUUCUAUGGUUGUGACAUCCUUUAAAAAAUAUGCGAAAGUUUAUGUUUUCGAGAAGAAAUUUUAUUUUUGUGGACCUUUACAUGAGAUCAGAUAAUGAUUUUUGGUGUUUUAAUAAUUUUUCCAGAUGAAAAAUUAACAAAAUAAAAAUCAUGUGUAAAAUUGGUAAUUCCGCCCAAUUUCCGCGCGGCGCUAGUGUUUGUGAAAGAAACCUUUUAAAUGUUUUUUUCUGCUAUAACAUUUGCUUUCUUCUCGUCAAUUUUAUCAAUUAAUAUUGUAUUUUUAUUUAUCUAUUUUGGGCAAAUAAUGCUAUUUAUGGAAGAAAUAUUGCUUUUAAAUUGGUGUAAGUGAUUGAGCAAAUCAGUAUUUAUAGAAUUCAAUGUUCAAUUUCGGUCCAAUAAAUGUGAAAAUUUUCGAGAAAUAGUGCGAAUGAGUGCGAGUGAAAUAUUCGUAUUUUGUCUAUGCGAGUGGCCCACUCGCAAAAAUUGACGAUUUGACUGCCACUUUUUGUCAUUUUUUUUCUGUGUGUACAGGUGAUGUCAAAUUGAAAACAAAAAUAAAGGGGAAAAUCUUGUGAAAAAAGAGGGUUUUCGUGGAUUUUUCAGAAGAAUCCAGUGAGAAUGGCAUCAUUUCUUCGAAGCCUGACCCCAUCCCUUAGGAAUGGGCUGAAGAGCAUCAGUGGUGGUUCCCGGACGAUUUGCACGACUUCCGGACUUAGUAGUGCCAAGGAGGGGGCUCCGAAGGAAGAAACCCGGCCCACAGUGCGGAAGCAGGAUGCCGUUCAACGGGAAAAUCUCACGGAUUUUGGGAAAUACGUCGCUGAGUGCUUACCGAAGUUUGUUCAGCGCGUUCAGCUGACAGCUGGGAAUGAGCUGGAAGUUCUCGUGAGCCCCGAAGGUGUCAUCCCGGUGCUGCAAUUCCUCAAGGAUCACCACAAUGCGCAAUUCACCAAUAUCACCGACAUUGCUGGGAUGGAUGUUCCAUGCAGGAAGUAUCGCUUUGAGGUCAUCUACAAUCUCCUCUCCUUGCGCUACAACUCCAGGAUUCGCGUGAAAACCUACACGGAUGAGCUGACACCCAUUGAUUCCUCGUGUGAGGUCUUCAAGGGUUCCAAUUGGUACGAAAGGGAAGUCUGGGACAUGUACGGGGUGUUCUUUGCCAAUCAUCCCGAUUUGCGGCGCAUACUGACGGAUUAUGGCUUCGAGGGGCAUCCCCAGAGACGUGAUUUCCCCCUCUCGGGUUACGUUGAGGUGCGCUAUGAUGAUGAGAAGAAGCGUGUUGUGGUGGAACCACUGGAGCUGGCACAGGAGUUCCGGCGCUUUGAUCUUUCAGCCCCAUGGGAGCAAUUCCCCAACUUCCGGAAGGCUAAUCCAGCUACAGAGCAAAUUGAGACGUCCCAGGAGAAGAAAUAGAUUGUUCUAUUGUGAAAAUUUCUAGUGAAAUAAACGAUGAAUUUAGGCGAGAAAA
Molecule: messenger RNA, 1597 nt
Organism: Lutzomyia longipalpis
Lineage: Eukaryota; Metazoa; Arthropoda; Insecta; Diptera; Psychodidae
Gene: ND-30
Product: NADH dehydrogenase [ubiquinone] iron-sulfur protein 3, mitochondrial
Exons: 2
Coding region: 751-1542 (263 amino acids)
Molecular function (GO): NADH dehydrogenase (ubiquinone) activity
Source: RefSeq, a predicted model, not a curated record